AUGAUGAAGCUCAAGUCGAACCAGACCCGCACCUAUGACGGCGACGGCUACAAGAAGCGGGCCGCGUGCCUGUGCUUCCGCAGCGAGAGCGAGGAGGAGGUGCUACUGGUGAGUAGCAGUCGCCAUCCAGACCGGUGGAUUGUCCCUGGAGGAGGCAUGGAGCCUGAGGAGGAGCCGGGCAUGGCAGCAGUCCGGGAAGUCUGUGAGGAGGCUGGAGUAAAAGGGACAUUGGGAAGAUUAGUUGGAAUUUUUGAGAACCAGGAGAGGAAGCACAGGACGUAUGUGUAUGUGCUCAUUGUCACGGAGGUGCUGGAAGACUGGGAGGACUCGGUUAACAUUGGAAGGAAGCGGGAGUGGUUUAAGGUGGAAGAGGCCAUCAAGGUGCUGCAGUACCACAAGCCUGUGCAGGCCUCGUAUCUUGAGACGUUGCGGCAAGGCUACUCCGCCAACAACGGCACCCCGGUCAUGGCCACCACAUGCGCGGUGUCUUCUUCGCAGAACUUCACGGGCAUCAGAUGA
This is a messenger RNA of Pipistrellus nathusii (Nathusius's pipistrelle), 519 nucleotides long. Lineage: Eukaryota; Metazoa; Chordata; Mammalia; Chiroptera; Vespertilionidae. The record is from the annotation of a GenBank genome assembly.